AUUCGGCUUUCUUCUAUUCUUUUGUGGAACUUGCGUGCUUCGUGUGCUUCGUUGUCGGAAAACUAUUAAUCGCGAGUUCAUUAAUUAAUAUUUUCGAAAUAAAACUUUCUAUAAUAAUAUAAAUAGUAACAAAACGUACAAUGGUAAAAGAAAAGAAACAAUUUAAUAUUGGCGAUUUAGUAUUUGCUAAAGUAAAGGGCUAUCCCGCUUGGCCAGCGAAGAUAACUAGAUACAACAACAAGAAGUAUAAUGUGUACUUCUAUGGAACGGGUGAGACUGCCAAUAUAAAAUUGGAAGACCUUUUCCAAUAUAAAGAUAACAAGGAGAAGUUUGCCACCGAUAAGAAUAUGAAACGUAACAACUUUCGUGAGGCAAUGGAACAAAUUGAGGCCGCACUAAAUGGUGAAGAUUCCGCGCCAAUCGAUUUGCCAGCUGUGGUUUCUGGUGGUGGUGCCGGCGUUGCGGACUCAACUGCCGACGCAUCUCAAUUGGAGUCGCAAUUUGAUAAUACAGUAGAUGAAAGUGCAGUAAAUGAUACUAACAUAGAUGGCGUUGAUGAUUCACAAAUGGAAGUAGAUGAAGAAGGCGGUGCUGAACCUGUUGCUAAUGUCAAAGAAGAAGCCACGGCUGUCGCCACUGAAAAGUCGAUAAAGAAAGAUCCGGAAGCACCCACCGUCCCUGAAAGUGAAGUCGUCAGUCGCAGUGGACGCAAAAUUAAAUUAAAACGUUACAUUGAUGAUGAUGGAGAUACUGGGCCCAUUGCACACGCUCCAGCUCCCAAAAAGAAAGUACCAUCAGAAGGAAUUGCUUCUCAUGAUGCGAAAGUAAAAUCUGAAAAAAGAAAUUCAUCAAAUGCGAAGCCGGUGGCAACAAUUACACCCACGGUUAAAACUUCAACUAAAAAUGAGUUUCUCAAUAAUUUGCUCUUGGCUUUUGUACCACCGGCAAAGUGUGUUGGCAUUAAGUUGGACUACUUGAAACCAGAAACUUUUGAAACCCCCGAAGACAAGCAAAAGUGGGAAGAAAAUGCCCUUAAAGAAGCUGAAGAACUUAAGACAAAACUAGAAAUGGGUGCAAUAAAAUUAGAUUCCGUUUUAGAUCGAGUGGUUGUGAAUCCAUCACGUGGAAAGAUACAUCCUGAUGCUGUUAAUCGCUUUACCAGUCAAAUGAUCGAACAAGAGGACGCUCUACUAAUUGAGCGUGAUUUUAUACAGUUGUCCGCCCAGCUAAGAGAAUGUUUGGGUUUGAAACGGGCCGACGUAGAUCGUUGUUUGAAAAUUAUCAAACAAUAUAAAGAAUUCCAGUUGACUAAGAUAAUGCUGUUGCGCAACCCCGACUGUGUUGACAGCAUACGUCGCAUGAGGCGUUAUAUUGGCAAUUUGAAAUUGUGGAAUUUGAGCGAGGAAGAAGAGGCAGAUUUCAAAGCUAAGGCCGAGAUUAUUCGCUCGGAAGCGGUAUUGAUUUACAAUAACUUCAAGAAAAUAUUCGGACCAAGCACAUCGUCGCAUUUCUGGGAGGAAUUCUACAAUCAAGCACAAACCUAUGCUGAAAAUACUAAACAUAUAAACAACCGCAUUAUCUUAAGCGAAGAACGAUACAAAACUUUGUCGGCUAAUAAAAACUCCACAAAGAACUCGAAGAGUAAAGCAAAAAAGACAGACAUCAAAUCUGAACAAGAUGUAUUGCCAUCAACCGAAGAUGCCACUAACGACGAUGAUGUAAAAGCCGAAGGGGAGGACACAAAGGCGGUGAAUACAGAUGAAAAUCAUCACACAGCCGUAGAAGCCAAUUAAAUGAUAAUAUACUUGAUUUAUUAUCAUAGAUUAGUAUUUAAACAUAUUUUGAAUCGAUUCACCAUCCUUUUUUCGAAUUGGUCCAUUUUUCGUUUCUUUAGAAGUUGUUUUUUAGUUAAAAGAAACAGCGAAUAUAACAGAAAAAUGCAUUAAUUUAAUUUUAUAUAUUUUAGAUAUAUGCACAUACAAUAUCAUGCUAGUUUUGGACAUUGGAGGGCAUUUGUGUUAAAAUAUUUGGUAGAUUUUGAAAUGCAAAUUUUAAUUUUUCAAAUAUUUAAAAGAAUUGUGUUCAAUAGUAAUUUGUAUGAAGACGUUCAAAGUUGCUUACAGGUUAUAUGGAUGUCAAUAAAAAUGAUCAAAUAGGAAAAGAACUUGUUACAAUAACUGCAAAAUAAUUUUAUAUUAAAUUUUGUUUAUUGUACAGAAAUUAUUAUCAUGGCUCGAUUUUUUUAAAAAUCAAUAUAUAUUAGCUCCUUUGUCCAAAGCUAGCAUUAUAUUUCUGAAUACAUUGUAAGAUUGUUUAGAUUUAUAUAUGUAUUUCGUAUUUUUUACGCUAAAACAACGUAAAUUUUUUAAAAAAGAUUUUGAAUUUUUAAAUUUUUGUAUGGUUUUUGUUUUGGUUUCUCUAUGAGAAUAGAAAUUUAUCUUCCGGUCAUACAAACAAACAUUUUGUGCUAACAACAAAUAGUGUUAAUGACUUAAUGCGUAUUUCCUCUACAUAACAAAAUACUUAGAGCAAUAGGCAUUUAUGUUCCGUUUCAGAUUUAAAUUUUUAUUGACCUUUAAGAAAUGUUAUAUAUUUACCGAAUCAUUAUUCAUAUACACAAACCUUAUUAAAUGAACUCUUCUUCUGCUACUAUAACUGAGUAAAUAAUUUAAAUAAAAAUAUCUUUUUUAAAAUAA
This is a messenger RNA of Musca domestica (house fly), 2696 nucleotides long. RefSeq names its product PC4 and SFRS1-interacting protein (gene Jasper). The transcript is spliced from 2 exons. Gene Ontology annotation, biological process: regulation of transcription by RNA polymerase II. Bases 141 to 1793 code for a protein of 550 amino acids. NCBI's taxonomy places the organism in Eukaryota, Metazoa, Arthropoda, Insecta, Diptera, Muscidae. Gene Ontology annotation, molecular function: transcription coregulator activity; double-stranded DNA binding. Gene Ontology annotation, cellular component: nucleus. The record is from RefSeq and is a predicted model, not a curated record.